Molecule: messenger RNA, 869 nt
Organism: Myotis davidii
Lineage: Eukaryota; Metazoa; Chordata; Mammalia; Chiroptera; Vespertilionidae
Gene: HDAC8
Product: histone deacetylase 8
Exons: 4
Coding region: 222-776 (184 amino acids)
Molecular function (GO): histone deacetylase activity
Source: RefSeq, a predicted model, not a curated record
GCCCCGUAGGGCAACAAGGAUGGUUAGUUUUGACCGUGCUUAUUUGUACCAUAAAACAUCGAUCCUAAUUGACAGUUAUCUGGGCUUUAUAUCUGCCAACCUGCCAACCUUUUUUGAACUGUGGUCACUAAAUGAAGAGGUUCUGGCCUGGGAAGGCCCAUGCAUUCCUUCAAUUGGAUGGAGAGCGAGGAAGUGACUGGCGAUCUGGAGAAUAGGAGGGAAUGUUAACUAGGGAGCACCGCUGCAGCCGAUCAGAGGAGCAGGAACCGGAGCCUGGGCUGAGUCCAAAAAAAGCCGGAUCCGGAUGGUGGCCCCAUAACGGCUGGAAGUGGAAGAUGGAGGAGCCAGAGGAGCCUGCGGACAGUGGGCAUUCCCUACCCCCAGUUUACAUCUACAGUCCCGAGUAUGUCAGCAUGUGCGACUCCCUGGCCAAAGUCCCCAAAAGGGCCAGUAUGGUACAUUCUUUGAUUGAAGCAUAUGCACUGCAUAAACAAAUGAGAAUAGUUAAGCCCAAAGUGGCUUCUAUGGAGGAGAUGGCCACCUUCCACACCGAUGCCUAUCUGCAGCAUCUCCAGAAGGUCAGCCAAGAAGGAGAUGACGAUCAUCCAGACUCCAUAGAAUAUGGCCUAGGUUAUGACUGUCCAGCUACAGAAGGGAUAUUUGACUACGCAGCAUCUGUAGGAGGGGCUACAAUCACAGCUGCCCAAUGCCUGAUUGAUGGAAUGUGCAGAGUAGCAAUUAACUGGUCUGGAGGGUGGCAUCAUGCAAAGAAGUAAGAAAAUGACCUUUCUGCUUUCUGCCUCUUUCCUUGAGUCAGUUCCUCUGUUAUGUAAGCUCAUAUGCUUAUUGUAUUGGCAUUUAUUGAGGGA